Messenger RNA from Ananas comosus (pineapple), 2701 nucleotides. Its product is annotated as mitogen-activated protein kinase kinase kinase MLK4-like. Gene Ontology annotation, biological process: protein phosphorylation. The record is from RefSeq and is a predicted model, not a curated record. Lineage: Eukaryota; Viridiplantae; Streptophyta; Magnoliopsida; Poales; Bromeliaceae. The coding region runs from base 305 to 2341 and encodes 678 amino acids. Gene Ontology annotation, molecular function: ATP binding; protein kinase activity. The transcript is spliced from 3 exons.
UUUUUUCUAAUUCUCUUCUUUAUCGCUCAACACUAAUUUCCUCAAUUCCCAUUCGCCCUCGGAAACACCUCCCUCUCCCUUGUCCCGUUUCCGCGAUUUCGCGAUAAAAUUGAGGAUCAAAAUCACCCUUUUCGUGAUCUCCAUCGUCGACUCCGAUCGAGAAUCGAUCUCUUUUUUAGGGUUUCCUCCCGGUGGAAUUCGCUUUUGUUCAUCGAGGUGAACCACACAUAAAAGGAAUCAAUUCACAUAUACAAGAAGAAGAAGGGAAAAAAAAAAAAAACAUCCCCAUCUCUAGUGAUUGGGGAUGGAGCAAUUCCGGCAAAUCGGAGAAGCCCUGGGGAGCAUCAGAGCAUUAAUGGUGUUCCGCGAAGAGCUCCGGAUCAACCGGCGGCAAUGCGCCCUCCUAGUCGACGCCUUCAUCCUCGCCUUCGAGAUUAUCGCCGGCGAAAUUCGCGCCCACCUGCUGUUCGAUGAAAAGUUCGCAAAGUGGAAGGCCUUAGAACACCCGCUCCGCGAAUUACACCGGAUCUUCCGUGAGGGCGAGCAGUAUAUCCGCCACUGCCUCGAGCCCCGCGACUGGUGGGCCAAGGCCGUGGCGCUCAACCAGAGCGCCGACUGUGUCGAAUUCCACCUCCACAACCUAUUGUGGUGCGUUCCGGUGGUUCUCGAGGCCGUCGAGAGCGUCGGCGAGAUUACGGGUUGCGACCAAGAAGAGAUCGGAAAGAAGAGGCUCCUUUUCUCGAAGAAGUACGAGAAGGAAUGGAUGGACCCGAAGAUCUUCCAGCUCAAGUACGGAAAGACUUACAUGGUUUCUGAAGAAUUUUGCGCGAGAUUGGACUCGGCGUGGAAGGAGGACAAAUGGGUUCUCUCUCAAAUGAUAGAGGAGAAGAGAAGCUCGGGGUUGCGGACAAAGCAGGAGAACCGGCUCGCGGAGAUCCUCCUCGGCCUGAAGGGGAAGCUCCACCCUGCUUCGGUCUUUACGAGUGACUACCAAGUGAGGAGGAAAUUCGGCUCAAUAGGCCAAUUCAAGGAGGUCCAAUGGAUGGGGGAGAGUUUCGCAGUAAAACACAUGAUCGGAGAUAUCGAGCCGCUAACUAAUGAGAUAGCCCUCUUAUCCUCGAUCAAUCAUCCGAAUGUUAUUCACUAUAUGUAUUCGUUUUAUGACGAGGAGAAGAGAGAGUGCUUCAUUGUUAUGGAGCUGAUGAGCAAGGAUCUCUCCAAUCACAUCAAGGAGAUAUGCUGCCCAAGGAGAAGGAUCCCCUUUCCGUUGCUCGUGGCCGUCGAUAUUAUGCUUCAGAUAGCUCGAGGAAUGGAGUACUUGCACUCGAGGAAGAUUUACCAUGGAGAUUUGAACCCGUCGAACGUUUUAGUUAAGGCGAGGAGUUCUUCUCCUGACGGGUACUUACAUGUGAAAGUUGCUGGAUUUGCGCUAUCGCCGAUGAAGAACACCACCAAAGUAUCAACAAACCAAGGGGCGAACGCGAACCCGUGCAUUUGGUACGCCCCGGAAGUCCUCGAGCAAGAGCAGGUGGGCGAGGGAAAGGGGUCGAAGUGCACAGAGAAAGGGGAUGUGUACAGCUUUUCGAUGAUUUGCUUUGAGCUCUUGACGGGGAAAAUCCCCUUCGAGGACAACCAUCUCCAAGGGGAUAAGAUGAGCAAGAACAUAAGGGUGGGCGAGCGGCCGUUGUUCCCGUCCCAAACUCCGAAGUAUCUGACUAGCUUAACGAAGAGAUGCUGGCAUGCCGAUCCAGCCCAGCGCCCGACCUUCUCUUCGAUUUGUAGGGUUCUUCGAUACGUCAAGAGGUUCUUGAUCAUGAAUCCUGAUCACGGCCAGGCGGAUUCACUGGCGCCGCCGGUGGACUACUUUGAUCUCGAGAUGAGCCUUUCGAAGAGAUUCGCAAGCUGGCAGAGGAAAGAGGCCCCUAGGGUGUCAGAGAUCCCCUUUCAGAUGUUUGCUUUCAGGGUUUUGGAAAGAGAGAAAACUAGUGUGAAUGUUAAGGACCGGAGUUCGGAGUCGGGGAGUGAGGGGGCAUCGGUUUAUGGAGAUGAGAAUGGGUUUGGCGCAAUCCUGCAUGAUGAUGUAGUGUCCAUAUCCAAUGGCUCUGUGAAGUCUUUGCCUCAUAUUGGUUCUGACAACAGCAAGAAAAUAUCGGCGAAGAAGGUGGAUGGAAAGACCAACAAGCAGACAGGCGUGCAACAAAAGGCGAGAACAGUGAAACCUCCACAGCUAACAUCGAGGCGCAGCCUAAGGAUGAACUUCGACAGUCAGCUACAACAAAUGGUGAUGAGCCCAGGAAGGCGGAGAACAUCAGGCCACGCCUCGGACUCGGAGCUAACAUAAAUCUUCACAAACUCGAAGUUCGAUCAGAGUGCUCGUUCAACAAGCGGCGCACGUGCCUUCAUAGUCCUAAUGCUAGAUUUCUUUCCUGCAGAGCCUCGCGUCUUUGUGGUGGUUUCCGAUUAAGGCGACUUUCCGAGCAAUAUUACUGUGGAGGGUUCUGAUUUCUCUUUUUUGCAGAUAAAGGAUGUGAUAUUAGACAUCUUCUUGACGUUUCUUUCACACUUUUUGAGCCCUCCCUGUAAUUGCCGCCGCAAAUAGUGUACAAAACUUGAAGAUAAGAAGCACCAUCAUAGUUGUAUGUUCUACUGCAGCAUUUGUAAUACUCUUUAUUUUGAUUUGAAAUAGUUUCUUUCUCGAUCA